Molecule: messenger RNA, 2598 nt
Organism: Perkinsus marinus ATCC 50983
Lineage: Eukaryota; Perkinsozoa; Perkinsida; Perkinsidae
Exons: 16
Coding region: 34-2163 (709 amino acids)
Source: RefSeq, a predicted model, not a curated record
AGAAAUUAGUUUUCACGUUUGUUUAACUUUUGGAUGGGUCAAACCCACACGCGGCAUGUGUAUAAUCUCUCAAGCAGAGACGUACAGAUUUAUGCCGUGAAGCCUAGCGAAGUGGAUGACAAGACUUGGCCGCAAUGGGUGAACUCGAAUAUCAUGCAAGUAACCAAAUCGAAGACGCAGAGACGUAGCAUCAAGGCGAAUAAGCAAAAUAGCAUAAUCGGCAUUCCGGAAGACCGUACUGGAACCCCUCCGGAGGCAUCUACAGACGGGCGGAGCGAGGCGUCUACGAUCAAGGUGGACCGGUAUUUGAUAGGAAGUGUCGGAUUCAAGACUUCCAGGACUCUGAAGUUCCCUGCGAAGGCUACAAGGGUGACCCUAGUGGCAGCCGGUGGUGCCGGCAACAUUUCGGAAAUACCGAAAAUGCCGCCAAGCUCUAAAUCCUCUAGUAUGAGGUCUCAUCAUUCACUUAAUCGGCGCACACUUGGGCUGGAAAGUAGACGCUCGAGCAAGCAAACUGCGAAGCAAGAGUGGGAGCUGGCUAGUAUGACAAAGGACCUCGUCAUUGAAGAAAAUCACCAUGGCCUGAGAACACUCCGGCUUGCAUACCGCGAUGACAAGGUCCACGGCGAGAGAUUGCUUUACGUGGUCAAUGUAGAUGCUGUAGAAAAGCUAGUACCAGCCAUUGAGGAGAAUAAGAUCCGCAUGAAUGCCACAUCGCCAGACAUGGCAUCACACGAUACGAGGGAUAAUGAUUCCACGACAACCACUCCAAGGAAUCAAGCAAGUGAUGGAUCUGAUGAUGAGUGGCAAUGGGUAUCUGCACGGCCACAGACAUCUACUGGGGAUACUGAUUAUUCUACGAUGACCCCAACUUUGGCAUGUGAGGAACCAUCGCCAGCCUCCACCCCCAGUAAUGGUAAGAAGGUGAUGCUGUCUGUCAUCGAAACACCUGAAGACCCCUUACAUGUGCCCAAUCAUGAAACCAGUAUAGUUGGAACUGGGCAUCUGGUGCCGCCUGAUCCUGAGUCCAUGACACUAUCCAAGCCGGAUACUGACGGGGAAGGGACUACAUUAACCUCGCCUAGGGAUAAGGCUACUUCGACUCAUCUUAAGAAGCACAGGACCGUCAAGACAUCGAAGUCGUCACUUGUUUCUAGCAACGUCUUCGGUGCCGCCACGUCAGCUGUCACCGGUGGAGUUACUAAGGGAGUGGAUUCUUACAGGAAGCAACAGUUGGAACGUCAGAUGGCUCUGCGUGCAUUCCUAAUGAGUGUGCCUGAACCACCUAUGUCCGAAGAGGCAUCGGGUUUGGUAAUAGCAUAUGUCGGCAAGCUCUCAAUAGAUUGGGUGAAGGUUGCGAAAGAGGCGGGCGUCGGUGCUGCGAGAGGUACGCUUAUGGGCGGCACGGUGGGAGCGGCUGUCAUGGGUGGCAUGAUUGGUUUCUCUAGAGCGGGUGCCAUGUUCGACGCAGCCAACAAUGUGGGCGCGGCCACAGUCAUGAGAGGGAUGGGAACGGGGCUGGGUGUAAUGGUGUCGGCUGCAAUCACUGCAUGUGAAGUUGGCUAUCACGUCCGGAAGUGCAAGCAGGGGAAACUUCAUGUGCGCACCACUCGACGGAAGGUCACAGCAGCGUCCAUGCGAGGUGCCGCCAACGCAGGGCUUUGUGCCCUCACAAUCGUCCCAGGAGCUGGUUUGAUCGUUGCCAUCAUUGGUGGUGUAGCAUUUAAUAUUUGCGAUGCAACGUUCGGAUGGUCCGACAAGGCAGCCAAUAAGUUGGUCCCUCGGUCGGAGGACGAAGAAGUUUUUGAAGGCAAGGUUGUUCACGAGAAAAUGAUUGAGGCUGCUCGUGAAACACUCGGGCUUAGUCCCGAAGAGUCCCUCGAUGAAGAUGACCUUAAACGACGGCUACGACGUUGGAUGCUUAGUCUACAUCCUGAUAAGAAUGCGCAACAGGUUCACCCCCACUUGCACACGAUAGUUACUGCCUGUACUAUCCUCAUCAACGAAGCAAGAGAUAUCGAAGCGCAGAGGAACCUUCGGAAAGUGGAGAAUCCGCUUGAGUCAACUGAAGACAACGAUGUAAAUCCUUAUCAGCUGUUAUGUCUGAUGGAUGAGCCGGAUACACACUCAGAAAGAACGUCUGAUGGUCUGUGCCGAGAUUAAUCUGGUGUACCCGAGAAACCUUAAGAGGAGUCUCUGAGCUCAGUACGCUCAGUCCCUUUGAGCAUGGGCCAGAGAGCGUUUCUUAUUAGCUGUAUUCUACUACUCCCAACUCUCAUCCUUCAAAUGCGAAGCGUCAUCCACAUGGUGUCACAUUCAUGCAGUCUCGUCAUAUGUGGUCCGCUUCUAUGUAUAUCCAAUAUCCUCGCAGGCGUAGCGCGGAGUUACUUGAGAACUUGAUCGGUUUGAGGAUGAGAGCCACCCCUCAAGCCUCUCUGUAUGUCGCAGAUCAUUUUCUCAAUGCAUCAACGUAUUUUUUUCUCUGAUGUCAUGUCCAUCUGGCUCGGAUCGGGGAACGUUUAUAUUCUUGAGCCUUCGUUCUACAGUCUAUGCGCCAGCUCGUGUACUUCUUUUUCGAGCAGCAUUUUUAUAGUCACA